Messenger RNA from Xenopus laevis (African clawed frog), 775 nucleotides. RefSeq names its product lin-52 DREAM MuvB core complex component S homeolog (gene lin52.S). Gene Ontology annotation, biological process: regulation of DNA-templated transcription. The transcript is spliced from 6 exons. Gene Ontology annotation, cellular component: DRM complex. Lineage: Eukaryota; Metazoa; Chordata; Amphibia; Anura; Pipidae. The coding region runs from base 75 to 413 and encodes 112 amino acids. The record is from RefSeq and is a predicted model, not a curated record.
GUAUAGCGCGUCAAAAUGGGUGUACCAAGAUGGGGAGUUUUUAAGAAUAGUUCCAUCACGUGACUAGUAAUAAAAUGGCGGCAGUUACGGAUGAUGCAGAUCUGGAGACCUCAUUACUGAGCUUUGAGAAACUGGAUCGAGCAUCACCAGACUUGUGGCCUGAACAGCUCCCAGGAGUUGCAGAGUUUGCCGCUUCUUUGAAAAGUCCAAUCAAAAGCACACCUCAUAAAUGGAUGGCAGAACUUGAGAAUGAUGACAUAGACAUGCUGAAAGAGUUGGGAAGCCUUACCACAGCCAACUUGAUGGAGAAGGUGCGGGGCUUGCAGAACCUUGCCUAUCAGUUGGGACUGGAUGAAUCAAGGGAAAUGACACGAGGAAAGUUCCUAAAUAUCUUGGAGAAACCAAAGAAAUAGUCCUUUUGUAAGAUGUACUAGAAAGAGCGGAAUUUGCAUUGUUAAGUGACGGUAUUAUGGAAAAGUGGGCCUGAAGAGUCGUUAAAAAUGGUGCUUGAUCAAAUGAGUGGCUGAUUAUUGCUGGAUGCACAAAAAAAAAUUCUUAGUAUGCCCUAGGCCAUUUACUUGAUACAUGAUACUAAAAAUUGUUGUUGCCCUAUUUAAGAAUUGUGUUCAUUGUUUCUAAUAUCACAUGUUCUUACCAAAAUGUUAAGUAUAGAAAGAGAGUAUGGUUAAUUUAGUCCUAUGGAAUAAUUGUAGAAGAAAGAACUAUUAGAUCCAUUUUCAUCAGAACCAUUAAAGAGAACUAAUGUUGUAUUAUU